GCCCAAGUCCAACAGUGUUGAAUGGGGCUUCCCACCAUCUCCACCCACACGAGCGGUUCUCGAUUUCCAUGCACACACGCAGUUCACCACACUUUUACACACACAUAUAUACAUACACACACUCACCCACAUAUAUAUAUAUAUGUAGAGGGAGAGAGAGAGAGAGAGAGAGAGAGGAGAGAGAGUUUGGCUGGUAGUUUCAGGCAUUAGCUUAUGUAUGUAUGUAUGUAUGUAUGUUGGUGGUUUCAAAAGUGAAAAAUUCGGGGAGUUGUGUGCGAGUUUUUCAUGUUUCUUGAUCCUCUUCAUCUGCUCUUCUUCUCUUUUUAUUACAGUCUUCUCAGACCCAUUUCUCACUUCUCAGAGUCCCGAGGAUAAUUUCUCGCUUGUUUUCUUGUUCCCUGUUUGCCUGAUUUCUUGUCCUUCUCUAUUCCUGAUUCCUUAUUUAGUGGCGUUUUCGCUCACACAGUAAAAGCGUUUUCUUGAUAACAUCUCCUUUCACUUCCAACAACUGUUUUUUUCUUGGGGUUUCAGUCACAAUGAACCUGCAAAACCUGAUGAACACUGCUCCAAAUGGGGUUCAAGAAAUGAGCUUUACAGCCCCGGAUCCUGCUCCUCAACUCCGAUUGGGUUGUUUCCAUGAAAGGAAAGGCAGUCCCAGAAUAGGGUUUGAUCAUCACUGCUUCAACACUCAGAAUAAUCUGAAAAAGCCGUGGGCUUUUCAGACGGUGGAAGAUGGAGAACUUGGGAGGAAAAAUGGGCACACAAAGCUGUGUGCUAGAGGGCAUUGGAGACCCCAUGAGGAUACUAAGCUCAAAGAACUUGUUGCCCAGUUCGGCCCACAGAACUGGAAUCUUAUUGCUGAGAAGCUUGAAGGAAGAUCAGGUAAAAGUUGCAGGCUGAGAUGGUUUAACCAGCUGGAUCCAAGGAUUAACAGGAGAGCUUUCAGUGAGGAGGAAGAGGAGAGGCUUUUGGCAGCACACAAAAUGUACGGGAACAAAUGGGCUAUGAUUGCCAGGCUUUUCCCUGGCAGGACUGAUAAUGCAGUCAAGAACCAUUGGCAUGUGAUUAUGGCCAGAAAGCACAGAGAACAAAACAGUGUUUACAGAAGGAGAAACAAUAACAAGGCUGCAGGGUUCUCUGUCAUGGACAUGAAUCUCCAGAUUCCAAAUGCAUGCAGUGAAUCAACAACUGUUUCUAGCAACAACAACAACAACAAUGUUGAUCAUGAAUCUGCUGCCUCAACCUGCACUGAUUUAUCUCUCACCCCUUCUUCUCUCAAACCCCCUCAUUUCUUCACCAGGUUCAGCCCAGCCCAUCACCACAUCAAUCUCAUGAAUUCUGAUAUUAUUGGAAUGGAAGGUGGAAAGAAUAUGAUGCUAAUCCUGGGCAGAAGUAAUGAUGAGUUAUAUGGAAAGGGGCCUGGCCCUGAGGCCAUUGCUGCAAAUGUGGAUGAUCAUCAAUCAGGCUACUCAGAUUCAAACUCUGAAGUUUCUGCAUCUGAGUCAGUAGCCAACAACAGAGCCAAUCUCUACAUGUGUGGGGAAAAUGAGAAGGGAAAAAUGGCAUUCAUUGAUUUUCUUGGAGUGGGAGCCACUUGAGAGAAAAC
Sesamum indicum (sesame) is the source of this 1606-nucleotide messenger RNA. Its product is annotated as transcription factor MYB56. The record is from RefSeq and is a predicted model, not a curated record. Gene Ontology annotation, biological process: regulation of DNA-templated transcription. NCBI's taxonomy places the organism in Eukaryota, Viridiplantae, Streptophyta, Magnoliopsida, Lamiales, Pedaliaceae. Gene Ontology annotation, molecular function: RNA polymerase II cis-regulatory region sequence-specific DNA binding; DNA-binding transcription factor activity, RNA polymerase II-specific. Gene Ontology annotation, cellular component: nucleus.